UUUUGAGAUUUUUCCGGGGGGUUGCUUAUUUUUUUCCGCUUUUUUAGGUCUUUGUUGUUGGUCUUUUGCUGCUAGAUUAGUUGAAACUCACCCGAUAAUGGGAGAUCACAAGAAAUCGAAAAAGUGCCCGGAAACAGCAGAAACUGUGCUUUGGAGAAGCCUGUCGCAGGAUCGCAAGUUUGAUGACGAUAUCGAGGUGGCGCAGUUAGAUUUAAUGGAUGACUUGGACGAAGAAUUCUUCAAUACGUCCUAUGAACUGGUGCAACGUCUUGUGCCGCUCAACGCCUUCGUGGCGGGCAAGAUUAAACGCUACGUGGAUAUUCUGUCCAGGAUGCACCGGCGUUUCACCAAAGCAGUGACAGUGGCCAAUGCAAUGCAUACCAAAAUACAAAUGGCAGAUACAAAGCUGAAACUGGCCAUAAGAACGACUGCCAUGUCAACGGAUAUGAUGGCGAAGCUGCGAGAAUCCGUGACAGAGGCCUGGUGUGCAGCGGAUGCAGUCCACUUGCGGGAGACCCUAAGGCUGGAUAAUCAGAUUUGCACGAAGCCAAUCCAUUUACAUAAAGGUGAACAUCCCAAGGAGCUGCGCAUCCGUGGCAUUGUCUUUCGGGAACGUGAUCGCCUGGCUGUUGAGUUAAAGGACUAUGAGAAGCGGCUGGAACAGAAUCGUGUAUACUCUGUGUCCUUGGAGGAUAUGAAUGAAUUACAGCGCGAGACGAUUCAAAAACAACAGCAACGCGUUAACAAGAUCGCAGAGGAAAUGUAUGCAAUGGAUCGCAAGAAUCGUAUCACUGUCGCAUCCUUAGAGGACAAGAUAGACUAUCUGAUGAAAGAUUUGGAGAGCCUCCAUGCGGUCAAGCAUGAGCUGAGCAAGUCUGAGCAAAACUUGGCAAAGGGCUUGGCCAUGAACGAGCAGAUGAAGCGUCUAAUCGACCGUCUCUCGCAGGAGAAGUACACCUUGGUGAAAAACCUUCAAUCCCUGCAGGACGACAAGCGUCGCUGCAAAAAGUUGGCCAAAGAUUUGGAAACUGAGAAUCGAGAGCUAGUCAGCGAAAAGGUUGAGUUAGGCCGAUUAAAUCGAGCCAACGUCAACGAAAUAAAAAAGAAUGCCGAUUUGCAAGCGAUGCUCGAACGCCGACUCCGACAAUUAUCCAAGAGGAACAACGAGUACGCUGAGCAAAAACUGAUCCAAGACAAUGAACUGAUGGAUCUUAACAAGAAAUUGUUGAUCACCACAGCGACACUGGACGAGGCGUUGCACCAGAAAGAGGAAGGGGAACGCGGUCGGGAGAGGAUGCGUUGCGAGUUAGCUAACUUGAACGAUGAUUUGGCCGGCUUGCGUCACGAUCUCUUCGUGCAACGCAGUCGUACGCACGAUGUGCAAUUGAAUUUGAAGCGAUGCCACAACUCGUUGGACAAGAAGGACCAACAGAUCCAGAAGGUCAAUCGGGAGAAACAAGAGCUGCAAGCGGAAAUCACUGCGCUGCUAAAGUCAAUUGAAUCCCUGGAAACGCUGGUGGCCAAGAGAACAGAGAAACUGACAUAUGUAUCUGAGCAGAUGGAGCAGAAGCAUCGAAGCUAUCACAAUGCAUUAAUGCAAAUGGAAAACCUGCAAAGUGAGAAGAAGGUGCUGGAGAAGAGCUUCGAGAUGUGCGCCAGGGAUCGGCAGAGUUUGCAGAAUCUGAACGUUAAGCUGGGCUUUCAGAACAACCAAUUGUGCAAUCAGUUGGCCACCAAUGAGAAGGAGAUCAACGGACUCAAGAAUCACAUCGAUCAGAUGGACAGCACUGUGAAGCACAAACAGAACGAGAUUCAUGGCCUGGAUCGGCAACUGCAGCGAAUGCGCACCGAACUCAACGAGCUGAAGAUCAGGAAUGAUCAGCUGCAGCACACCACCGAGGCGGAUGAGAAGCGCUUCAAGCAGAUCACCAUUUGCCUGGACGAGGUGCGAAAGGAGAAGACACUAGUCGGCCAUCAAAUGGUCCGACGCAACUCCGAGCUGCGUAUGCAGCGCGAGAAGCUCGCCAUGAUGAAACUGGCCCUUGAGCAUGGCAACAUACAGUACAAUCAGCGCAUCGAAGACAUCCGUCUCCUCAAGACGGAGAUCCGAAAUCUGCGCAUGUCCAAUGAUUGCAUGCAGCGAGCCGUUAGCGGCACGGCCAAUUUGCGCCACGAAGUAGUGCGGCUCGAGCGUCAGCUCAUCCGUGAACGAUUGCACGUGACAGCGUUCACGGAGGAGAUGAAGCAUCCGUAUCGCAUUCAUCGCUGGCGUGUUCUUAUCGGCAAGGAUCCAUCCAAAUAUCAGCUUAUCCGUAAAAUGCAGGGGCUGCUCAAGCGCAACAUUCGCCUCGCCGUGUUGCGUGGCAAUCUGGCGCAGCAGUUGGAGGAUUUGCAACGAUUGUACGAUACACUCAAGAAGCAGCUGCAGCGCAUGCCCAAUCCCCAGGUCGUGGAACGCCUCUGGUUCCAGCAACGUAUCAAUCAGCGCCAGAGUCGCAAAGUGCGCGCCAUGAAAGCAGAACUGGCAAUCAAUGAGAUCGAUCUAAAGUCACGAGAGAUCAUCAUCGACCAGUAUCAGCAGGUCCUCAGGAAGGAGCAUCAGCUGCAGCAACCAUCUCACAAGGAUGCCAGCCGACCACUCGGAAGCGUAAUAUCAGCGCCCAAGCAACAAGUCGAACAGUUCGCCAAAUCAAUCUUCGAGAUAAGCACAAUAGAUUCAAAAAGUUCGAGUUUAAUGACUAUCUAAAGCAAUGAGCUGAUGACCUUGAAGCCAGCUCCCAAUGUUCGUGGUAGCUGCGCCGGAGCCGAGUAGCAAUGUGCCUGCAUCUGCUCCAGCAUCUGACGCUCCUCGAGCAGCUUCUGCUUGCGCCUCUUCUCCUCCAGCAGCUGUGUCUUCGUCUGCGCCAGAUUGCCGCGCAACUCCUCCAGCUGCCUCGCAUUCGACUUCUCGCCAAACUCGUGCGCACUCAGCUCGGCCAGGAGCACCUUCAGUUUGCGAUCCUUGGCGGAUAGGCUGGCCUGCAAGCAAACCAAUUACAAACUAUAUUAUUUAUUACAAACCGAUUAUAUUUUAAAUAAGAGUUGGGGAUUAGAGGAAUUAUAAAUGCUAAUUAUAUGGCACUGUCAGGUCGUAA
Drosophila grimshawi is the source of this 3134-nucleotide messenger RNA. RefSeq names its product cilia- and flagella-associated protein 58. The transcript has 4 exons. The record is from RefSeq and is a predicted model, not a curated record. NCBI's taxonomy places the organism in Eukaryota, Metazoa, Arthropoda, Insecta, Diptera, Drosophilidae. Gene Ontology annotation, cellular component: cytoskeleton. The coding region runs from base 98 to 2746 and encodes 882 amino acids.